Molecule: messenger RNA, 1863 nt
Organism: Akanthomyces muscarius
Lineage: Eukaryota; Fungi; Ascomycota; Sordariomycetes; Hypocreales; Cordycipitaceae
Exons: 3
Coding region: 1-1863 (620 amino acids)
Biological process (GO): DNA-templated transcription; regulation of DNA-templated transcription
Cellular component (GO): nucleus
Molecular function (GO): zinc ion binding; transcription cis-regulatory region binding; DNA-binding transcription factor activity, RNA polymerase II-specific
Source: RefSeq, a predicted model, not a curated record
AUGGUCGAUUCAGUCCCGCCCGUCCGUGGUGUCGAAGCCCUCCGCAAUUCAUUCGGAGACGGCAAGCCGCCGGAAAUCUCGAGGAAAAUCAAGGCUUGCGUUGCGUGUCGCAAACAAAAAAUCAAAUGCCACAUGAUCAAUGGCAAGGCGCCGUGCAGUCGCUGCAAAUCACGGUCACUACCAUGCACCAUAAAUCGAAGUCUACAAAUGUUAAUGGAGGAUGACGUCGUCUGGAAGCAGGCUGUCACCAAGCAGCUAGAAAUGCUGCGAUGUGCCGUUGGCUCCCUUGCGGACAAGCUGCACAUGCCGGAGCUACAACUAGCUACCCAGGAAGGGUCCAACCUCGAUCAGCUGCUAGUGAAUAGCACGCAGAAGAAAUCAUCAGAAAACUCUAACCACAACCACAGUACUCAAGUAAACGAUCACUCCUGGGCGGUGGAUCCGCAAUGCGAGCCGUCAUCCAUGCCAGCAUCUGUCAUAGUUGAGAUCCGUGACGCCGCGCCAGAGGUGACAAAUUCAACGAAGACGCCGACACUGGUAUCGAAGGGAAUCGUCACGAUUGAAGAGGCUCAGGCUUUGUUUACAAUUUACCGGGAGCGGCUCAAUCAUCUACUGUACCAAAUCGUCGCGGAUGAAGUGACUCUGGAAGCAGUGCUGGACAGUUCUCCUCUGCUCGCAGCAGCUAUCUGCACUGUUGCAGCGCUUCACUCAGCGCAUAUCGGUCAUCUUUUUGAGGCCUGCCUAGCAGAGCUGCAGCACUUGGUUUCCUCAAAAUCGCUUUUGGGCAAGCACAAUAUGGACGACGUGCGCGGCCUGUGCAUCGGCGGAUUCUGGCUGAACAGUCUGUCUUGGGCGCUGUCUGGUUCUGCUGUGAGGAUAUCGGUUGAGAUUGGUCUACACAGUGCUAUUCAUUGUGCACUGGACGGUGAUGCAGACGCUUACAUGAGGACGCGCCUCUACUAUCUCGUGUACGUCUGUGACCAUCACAACUCGGUCAUUUAUGGUAGGCCACCCCUGACUCGCGAGUCUACCAGCACUAGAGCUGCCAUGAAGCUCUUAGAAACCGAAAACGCCACCGAGGAUGACGUGCGGCUUGUAACGCAAGUAAAACUGUGGUCGAUAUAUGGCGAAAUAUCUGAUUGCUUUGGAACGGAGACUGGCAACCCUCUUUCCUCGACACAAUUGAUCCAACUACGGCGAUUUGGCAUUAAGCUUGACACAUGGUAUGCCGACUGGAAGGACAGGUUCGGGCCGAACGAGCGAGUGGGAAAUUAUCCAACAAAAGGCGUCGGCCUGCACUUUUACUUUGCCAAGCUCUACCUCUGCUCCCACGCUUUUCGCGGGCUGGAAGGAGUGUCCUCGCAAACCCUGCUCCCUGACCAAGAAGAAGUCGCCAACUCUGCCAUUUUCUCGGCCACGUCAAUUCUAAAUAUCCUCAUUUCCGAUGUGGAGAUGCAGAAGUACUUGAACGGGCUGCCACUUUGCUUUGACAUGAUGAUCACCUUUGCGAUUGUAUUUCUCGUCAAGGUAGCAACCAAGUAUCACGGCUCUGUGUGGGUAGACAAGGCCAGAAUAUUUGACAUGGUCAAGAGAAUGGUUUCUAUUCUUCAUGAGGUUACAGAAAGAAUGCACGCAAAGCACCUCUUGGCUGCCGCGACCUUGGGGCUGAAGAACUUUGCCCAAAAGGCACGCGAAGGGCGUGUCGGGGGUGAGAUUAGCGUAGAUGCAGCACGACCUUCAUCGCCAGACCUUUCUUCAGGGCGAGAGAGUGAGAUGGAUUGGUUGCAAAACUACGACAUCUUUGAGAAUUUUGACUUUCAGACCCUAGUAUCUGAUCCUAGCUGCUGGGCCACUGAUUUAUAG